AUGCCGACCAUGCUUUUAUCUCCAUUUGGCAGAGACGUUGGAAACGUGGUCGAAGCUCUGUAUGGGGACCUCCCUCCCCCUAUCAUGCUGAUCGGGCACAGCAUGGGGGGGGCCAUCGCCGUGCACACGGCGGUCGCCAAUUUGGUGCCGAGUUUGCUGGGUCUGUGCAUGAUCGAUGUCGUGGAAGGUACAGCCAUGGAUGCGUUGAACAGCAUGCAGAACUUCCUAAGGAGUCGUCCCAAAACAUUCAAGUCACUUGAGAAUGCCAUUGAGUGGAGCGUAAAAAGUGGACAGAUAAGAAAUCUUGAAUCUGCCAGAGUUUCUAUGGUCGGUCAAGUCAAACAGUGUGAAGGGGCUGCCAGUCCUGAAUGUCCGAAAGCCAUAGUGGAGGGUAUUAUUGAAGAAGAGGAGGAGGAGGAAGAGGAGGAAGAAGGGGGGGGCUCUGUCAACAAAAGGAAGAAAGAAGAUGACACAGAGACAAAGAAGGAGCACUUAUACACGUGGCGAAUUGAACUGGCGAAAACAGAAAAGUACUGGGAUGGCUGGUUCAGGGGUUUAUCUAACCUCUUCCUAAGCUGUCCAACUCCAAAGCUUUUGCUUUUAGCUGGUGUUGACAGGCUGGAUAAAGAUCUAACAAUUGGACAGAUGCAAGGUAAAUAUUUAAUAUUGUUACUCACUCCUUACU
Messenger RNA from Tauraco erythrolophus (red-crested turaco), 685 nucleotides. The record is from RefSeq and is a predicted model, not a curated record. Lineage: Eukaryota; Metazoa; Chordata; Aves; Musophagiformes; Musophagidae.